Molecule: messenger RNA, 924 nt
Organism: Homo sapiens (human)
Lineage: Eukaryota; Metazoa; Chordata; Mammalia; Primates; Hominidae
Gene: VKORC1
Product: vitamin K epoxide reductase complex subunit 1
Exons: 4
Coding region: 69-644 (191 amino acids)
Biological process (GO): vitamin K metabolic process; bone development; blood coagulation
Cellular component (GO): endoplasmic reticulum lumen; endoplasmic reticulum membrane
Molecular function (GO): vitamin-K-epoxide reductase (warfarin-sensitive) activity
Source: RefSeq, marked reviewed
AUUCGCCGCCCGGCCCCUGCUCCGUGGCUGGUUUUCUCCGCGGGCGCCUCGGGCGGAACCUGGAGAUAAUGGGCAGCACCUGGGGGAGCCCUGGCUGGGUGCGGCUCGCUCUUUGCCUGACGGGCUUAGUGCUCUCGCUCUACGCGCUGCACGUGAAGGCGGCGCGCGCCCGGGACCGGGAUUACCGCGCGCUCUGCGACGUGGGCACCGCCAUCAGCUGUUCGCGCGUCUUCUCCUCCAGGUGGGGCAGGGGUUUCGGGCUGGUGGAGCAUGUGCUGGGACAGGACAGCAUCCUCAAUCAAUCCAACAGCAUAUUCGGUUGCAUCUUCUACACACUACAGCUAUUGUUAGAGAUGGUGUCUCGCCAUGUUGCCCAGGCUGGUCUCAAGCAAUCUGUCUGCCUCAGCCUCCCAAAGUGCUGGGGGGAUUACAGGCGUUGCCUGCGGACACGCUGGGCCUCUGUCCUGAUGCUGCUGAGCUCCCUGGUGUCUCUCGCUGGUUCUGUCUACCUGGCCUGGAUCCUGUUCUUCGUGCUCUAUGAUUUCUGCAUUGUUUGUAUCACCACCUAUGCUAUCAACGUGAGCCUGAUGUGGCUCAGUUUCCGGAAGGUCCAAGAACCCCAGGGCAAGGCUAAGAGGCACUGAGCCCUCAACCCAAGCCAGGCUGACCUCAUCUGCUUUGCUUUGGCAUGUGAGCCUUGCCUAAGGGGGCAUAUCUGGGUCCCUAGAAGGCCCUAGAUGUGGGGCUUCUAGAUUACCCCCUCCUCCUGCCAUACCCGCACAUGACAAUGGACCAAAUGUGCCACACGCUCGCUCUUUUUUACACCCAGUGCCUCUGACUCUGUCCCCAUGGGCUGGUCUCCAAAGCUCUUUCCAUUGCCCAGGGAGGGAAGGUUCUGAGCAAUAAAGUUUCUUAGAUCAAUCA